CAAUAAUGGGCAAUAACCUGGAUUUUUAUUUCAUUUUACUUGACAUGCUGAGUAUUAACAGUUCUGAUGUGUAAAUAUGUAUUUAUAAUAAUCCCACAUGCUUCUUAUCAUCACGGCCAGAUAGACACGAUGAGUGCUCUCUGAACUUACAGUCACAUGACAACAAACAUGACAAACAAUUGCCUCGACCUAACUCUCGUCGUCUGCAGGUCACAGUUCAGGUCAUCCACAGGGUAGGAAACAUUUAAACGUAGAUUAGGACGCAGUUUUUUAAAUGCAAAAUGUGAAGUGAUCGAGUCGACCUGUGUGCAGACACGUUGAGUCCGCACCGGCAGAAUUCCACAGACUUUGUCUGAACAUGAAAAAAAUGUGAGCUGUUUCCUCGAUAACCCUCUGUGGUCCUGCAUCAUGAUGCCAGCUGACACCAGAGCAGAGACAGAUGAGCAGGAUCGAGCUGAAACUCUCACGUCUCUGUUUACAAGAAGACAAAGUGCCAACGCCUGACUCAUUUUCCACAGAGCUCUCAGUUCACAUCAUCAGGUUUCACUGCCGUGGUCAGCUGAAACAAACUGCAUGCUGGGACACCGUACAUGUUGAGCUGACCCUCCUGAGCUUGUCUGUUCAUCUAGUCGCUGAGUGGUUCCGGCCGGAAUGCCUCGAUGGAAAGGGUUCUUCAGUCAUUACUUGCGAUGGUCCAACACCGUCACUCAAGCCCUCGUCCUGUCCGUCGUCACGUUUUGCAUCGUCCUCCCUCUGUGCUGCCAUCGGCUGCUGUACUCUUACUUCUUCAUCAGGUCCAUGUACCUGGACUCCAUGAGUGAGGAGGUCCUGCAGGAAAGCCUCACCCGAGGCCAGGAUGCGCUGCGCUUCUGGCAGAGCGCUUCCACUGCAGCAGCGGUGUCUUCCAGAUUCACUGACAUCGCCCAGCAUCCUGAGCUGCUGGUUACCGUGGUAACAACCAGGCGGAAUGAGGGACGGGACUUCCACUACCUGCUCCAGGUGAUGCGGCAGCUGAGCAGGAUUCUGGGAAGCUGUGGGGAGCGGCGGUGUGCAGAGGUGUUGGUUUGCGAUGUGGAAAGCGGGCCACAGGAAAACCAGGACGCCAGGAUGCUGGAGGCCCACUUCAGGGUGAUCCGACGUUCCCCUCUGGAGCAGCAGAGGAACAGGGAACGAAUCAACACCUUUGAGAGGGAGAAGAGGGAUUACGUCUUCUGUCUCCGCAAGGGAUGGGAGCUGGUGAAGCCCAAGAACAUGGUUGUCCUGGAGGAUGAUGCUUUGCCGAUACAGGACUUUUUCGCAGUCGUGAAGGACCUGCUGUCCCGUCGCUUCGCCUUCCAGACUCUUUACAUUAAGCUGUAUCACCCUGAAAGGCUGCAGCGCUACUGGAACCCUGAGCCUUACCGCAUCUUGGAGUGGGUGGGACUCGGGCUGGUUGGAGCAAUGGCCCUCCUCCUCACCCUCCCUUACUGGAACCCCUGCUCUUUCUCCUUCACACUGUCGGCCAGCCAUUUCCUCUUCUUCACUCUCUACUUCAUGGCUGCCACAGAGCUGCUGGGGCGCCACUACCUCCUGGAGGUGCGAAGACUAACCCCGCAGCUCUACGCCGUCUCCCCAGCCACAGAGUGCUGCACCCCUGCCAUGCUCUUCCCCGGCAACGCCUCGCUCAGGGUUGCAGAGUAUCUGGACGGCUCAUUCUGUGUCAAGGGAAAUGCGAAAGACAUGGUCAUGUAUCAGAUGGCAAGGACGAUCCCAGGAGAAAGGUCUCACAGCGUGGAACCCAACCUCAUCACCCACAUCGGGGCGUAUUCGUCGGUCAGGGCCAACCCACCCAGGCCCAAACUCCUCUGACAGGGAGGACACUCAGUGCGACAAGGCUGGAUUUAAUCAGGUUUCUCCUCACCCAGUUUCCUGUCUGCCGUGUCACCUGCCGGACUCUUCACACAGUUGAAGACGUCGCUCAGAGAGUACUGGUUUGGUGAUUUGCAGGUGAUUAGUUGUCAAAGCAUCAGGUUGAAAAACAGAUAGUUGAAAAGUAUUUGUAGAUCUGAAGGUUGCAGUUCACAAGUGUUUUAACCAUGUUUUUCAGUCGUCUGUCUCCCGGACGUCUGACAGCACAGAAACACUUCUGAUUUUAUCAAUACAGCUGAAUAACAGCUCACAUUUUACUGCGUGUAACAACGACCUGAAGAGUUUAUGCUUCAAGUCUGUCUUCUUUUGUUUCACACACGGAAGUACAGUGAUUGUGUGUUGGGCCAAGAGCCAAAAUGUGGGUAACCUACACUCAACACAGUAUCUGAACACACCAUGUGUGACACUGAAGCUGCCGAAGGUUUACUGUACGGUGAGUGUGAAAUGCUGUUAAACCACUUUUAGGUAAAAUGAUAAAAAUGUCAAUUUUCAACAGGUGUUAGUUUGAUGGUGUUGGACGGAAGUUGGACACCAGCGAAUUGCACAAACCACUCUGAGCUGUGUGUUCAGUUUGGGAUCAAAUCAUCGCUGCUGGAAAAAAAAAAGUUUUGCUGACUUUAUACGUUAUUCAGCUGAGGGGUUUAUAUUUUUCUCUACUGCUGUGGUGAAUCUACUGCCCGGGGUCAUCAGACUGUUUAUUAAAAAAGAUAAAUCAGAUGCUGUCAGUUUCCACAAUGAUCAUCAUCUGCAGGCCUUUUGGAACAUUCAAAUAAUUUUCCUUGAUAUGUUCAUGGAUAGUGGUGACUUAAAGGAUUGUUCACUGCUUGUUCACCCAGACCUUAUUAAAAGGAGACUUUGCAGAUUUUCAGCCUGGCUUGUGUCGCCACGGUGCAGAGCUCUGAUUCUCUGCCUGAGCUCGAUUGGGCCCGACCCGACCCGCCAUCACAUCCUCACUGUGACCUCGUCACAUAUUGACGUUUUGGUCAUGGACUUUCCAUGUCCACAUACAAUGUGCAUGGUACCCUGAGUGUGUUGGUUGUUGAUGUUCUGGGACACUGUGGCAAGUUCUCUUCUUUCAAGAUAAACUUCUGUUUUCACAGGAAAUUUAACAUUUACCUACAGUCUCUUUCAAAAUAAAAGCACUACAUCAAUACAAUACUGCAAAUGUAAUUAUUUUUUUUUCCUUCAACAACUAAAACACAGACUAGGUUAAUUGAUAACUCUAAAUUGUCCAUAGGUGUGAAUGUGAGUGUGAAUGGUUGUCUGUCUCUAUGUGUCAGCCCUGUGAUAGUCUGGCGACCUGUCCAGGGUGAACCCUGCCUCUCGCCCCAAUGUCAGCUGGGAUAGGCUCCACCCCCCCGCGACCCUCAAGAGGAUGAAGCGGUUAGAAGAUGAAUGAAUGAAUGAAUGAAUGAAUGAAUGAAUGAACUAAAACACGUGGUUGGGUUUAGGAAAAAAGAACAGGGUUUGGCUUUAGAAUCUUAGGGGAUGCAAACACCGCUCCCUCAGGUGAAGUCAGACCCAUCCACCACCCCUACCCCCGCCCCACUCAGACUUUUGCCGCCUUAACUUUUGUCCUUGUCCCCCUGCGUUUCCCCCCAGACACUGCCGGGCGCGGUUGAACCACUAUGGCAACAGGCCGCAUAUCAUGCCGACAUUAAAGGACGCCUUUUUUCAUUGUUUUCUGAUGCCACAAGUCACUGGCCAAGUGUCGGAUUUUGAUGACUUCAGAGUGAGACCGGGCUGGACCUGCAGGGUUCAGGCUGGGCCAGGCUGUAAUCUCUCACUAUUGCCCCCGGGCCUGAAUCAGGUCGGGUUCUAGACAAUUAAGCUUUGUUUUCUGUUUGUUUUAAAUGAAACCGACAGUUCUCGUGCGUAAAUUACAGGAGAUUUAUUGGACUCAAUCAGGAGGGAAGGACAGAGACAGAGGGGACUGAGACUGAGAGGGAAAGUGGUGGAAAAAUGAAGUAAUAUAGUGGAGAACAGGAGGAGAAAGAGCAGGCGAUGGAGCGAUGGAAACGAGAGGAAGAGGGGCUGCAAGGCGACUUGGUCAGCAGUGUUUUCUUCCGCCUCCCCAACAGCGGGAGAGAUGUGCGUAAUGAGCCCAGUCUCACUACGAAGUCGUAAAAAUCCAGUUCUUGGUCAGUGACCUGCAGCGUCAGAAACCAACAAAAAAAAGGCAUCCUUUAACGUUGGCAUGAUACGCAGCUAGUUGCUGUUAAAGGCAACAAACACUGACUUUCACCCGAGAGAGCGGUGUAAGAUUCUAAAGCCAAACCCUGUUCUUCUUUCCAAAACCUAACCCCGUGUUUUUGUUGUUGAAGGAAAAAAACAUCAGUUGGCAGUGUUGUACCAACGUAGUGCUUUUAUUUUGAAAGAGACUGUAUGCAAACUGCGCAUUUCCUGUGAAAACAGAAGUGUAUUUUGAAAACAGACAAUGCAUGUAACAGGCUGAAGUUGACACGGCGUCCCAGAACGUCAACAACUAACACACCCAGGGUACCUUGGACGUCAUAUGUGGAUGUGGAAAGUCCAUGACCAAACGUGGUCGCGUGCUGUAACACGCAGCAAAGAGCAGUGAUCAUCAUCAGCGUGCAGCAUCACUAUGAACUGCCGAGGGGGAGUGGCCUCUACUGAACCUGUCGCACAUAGUCUGGGCCGUUAGUGGCCGUUUUGGUAAGAAAACGGAACCAGGGCGAGUGAGACAGGAUCCGGAAUUCGAUAGAUGUGCCUUUCCGUAAAAAUAAAAGCACCAAGCUAAUAAAAAUGCGGUGAAAUUUUUAAUUUAAAGAAUAUAAUUUACAAGAAAAGCCCCAAGCCAUUAAGUUAAUCGAUUUUCUUACACCCCUCAUCACCCCAAAUCGAUGGUGCGCCAGAAUUUAAAGUUUUACUAUGGUGAACACUUUUAGUUUGGUGAAUUUGGUGAAUACCGCAUCCGCUCCCUAGACCGGAACCAGAAUCCAGACAAAAUUCAGUGUGAAUAGACACCAGGCUCUUCGCUUGAAGAGCUUGGUGACGCAAGGCUAGUCGCACAUGAGACAACAGACUAUUGAAAUAAGGGAGAGAAGGAGAAGUGGUGCAAGGAAACACAUCAGCCCUCAGCCUGUAACAAAUGGUUUAAUAUUAAAAAAAAUCUUUUACAGUAGAAAGCAGCUUUUUGAUUGAGCUCAGACCCAAAUCUGCUGCCAUGGGUCGGGCUGGGGUCAAGCUGGGGUCAAGCUGGGGUCGGGCUCCGACAGAAACUGUGCAGGUUCAUUUAGGUCUUGAUAAUUUUGGGCCGUCAGCUCUACCACUGUGGGAGGAGUGUGUGCAUAUGAAUGGUGUCUGGUUCCCCACCUGUGCCAUCAGCAGGACCUCCCUGCUCACACCACAAGCGAAAAUCCACCAGAUGACGUGCUUCAUGUCAUUUCACGUCCACGUCUGGAGGAUUUUGGUUCUCAGAGAGGCGGAAAACUCGGGUAGCUGGCAGCACACGGGGGCACCUUAACACCAUUCAUCUGCAUACACUCUCCACACCGCGAAGCGAAGACACAGUCCUGGGAAAAAACUGGCAAAGUAUUGCUUUAAAAGUAGGGCUGGGGUCUGAUCAAUCCCAGAAACCACCAGCUUUUGGUCUGAUGACGAUAAGCCUCUGGGGGCAACAGACUAUAUUUUGGGGUAUCCAGUUUAGUCAGCAGAUAUCUGAACCAAGACCUCCUCUUUUCUAUAGGUAGAUAUCUACAAAUGAAUGCAGGUGAUUUUUUAAAACAUUUCAUAUAAAGUUAAAUUAUUGUCACCCCAUAGCUGACGGGCUCUGUGACCUCUUCAGCUCUCCACACGGACUGUCUACCUGCACUUAAAUAUAACUAAAGUUGGAUAUUGGACAAACAUUAACUCAACACCCAGAGGCCUCUUCUAGGUUUCACUUUGACCCAGCGUCAACACUACGAGGGCGGUAAGCUCACCUCCUAGCCCUCUUGUCACUGCUGGGGACAGACCCGGACCCGACAGUCAUACUAUGAAUGGAAAGUGUGUCCAAGCCUUUAUGUUGUGGUUGAAAAACAGUGAACACAUCUUUUAAGAGACAAAUUUGAGGAAGAGGAGCUCAAAGUCUUCACAGUCCUGUCUCUGUGGAUCGGACAUGACUGAUUGAUGGGGCCUCUUUUAUGUUUGAGGACAAGAUGAGAUUGUGAUUGUUUGAUCGUGGCCUUUCUUCUUCAGCACUCAUUAUCUGAAUUUCAUUGUAUUUACAGAGAAUCUGUAAAUAGUGAGCGGUCAUGUGACGACACCCACCUCUGCGGUACCAUAGAGCAAUAUUAACACUGUCACAGUGCUGCUGUUGGAGACACGACCGCCGCAGCACAACCACACUGACUGUGCCUCAAACUGUAUGUGACCUACAGAGCAGUGACGCGACCAAACCACAGUGUCGUGUCGACCUUUACAGCAGCAGUCUGACAUUUUAAUCAAGCUUUUCAUCCUCACAUGACACAUUUGCUUUCUAAAACUAGAGCGAUGGCAGAUUUAUUUUUUCAUAUCCAUCUAUAUGUUUUUCAAAGGACUUGUUUUUAAAAUCAGAAUCUCUUUAAAAGGUCUUUUAUAUGUACAUUUGAUUAAUGUCUCAUUGUUCCAAUUUUUAAAUAAUAUCUUCACAUUAAACGUUAGAGGGAAAAAAGCUUUGAGGUGGAGUGUUUGGCAAAGAGAACCAAGUUCAGCUGGUGCCUGUAAACCUCCCCUAAUCAAAAAUCAGGACUGUGCUGCUAACGGUGGCUUAAUGCUAGCCUAACAUUUGCUUAAGGCUAGUUUAGCAUUGGCUUAACAUCAGCUUAAUUAUGGAUUGAUGUUAGGUUAACAUUAGCUUAAUGAUAGCUAAACGUUGGUUUAAUUUUGGCUUAAAGUUAGCUUAAGAUUGUCUUAAUGCUGGUUUAGGGCAUUGCUUUGGCGUUUGAGUGCACUGUUGCCAACUCCUCAGUAAGAAAAGUAGCUAUUGGCUGUCCUAAAAGUUGCUAGAAGUUGCUAAAUGACGUCUUUGCCUAAUUUGCAUAAUUGUCCAUAUGUAUGUAAUUGUAAUGGCUGCUGUAGGAGAGAGGAAUAACGUCGUGGGAGAGACAAAAACUGAGUAAAAAAACACCCUGAAUAUGUUUAGAACUACAAAUGAACCUUCUUUCAGUGAUUUAUAUCAGACAAAGAAAAUUUUACAUUUACAUCCUGCCCUGACUGUAAACCAGGCUGGGAUCAGCUAGCGGUGGUUCCGCACAUGCGCGAUUCACUUGCAGUCUGGACGUGGAGGGGUUAACGUCUCCUGCUCUGACUGCUGCUGGGAGGGAGGACUGGGCUGUCUGUGAGUGCUUUGGGGCGGGGGAGGGGCCCACGGCAGCAUCCACUGCUCGUUGAGAAGAAAAAGAAUGAUACGUGCUUUCACGUCAGAGUCUCCAAAAGUCUCCAAUAACAGCAGAAAAAGUCGCUAGAUUUGUCGCUAGUUGCUUUUUUGAAAAAGAGUCGCUAGAGGGGUCUGAAAAGACGCUAAAUAUAGCGACAAAGUCGCUAAGUUGGCAACACUGCUUGAGUGCGCCUGUCGACGUCUAUUGAAAACUAUGAAUUUCAGGGCACAAAAAGUGCGGCGUGUGUACAGGCUCAAAGAUUUACUAAAAUGUCAGACUGUCUCACUGAAUGUGCCUUUAAUGUUUUUGACGUUGAACUUUGAGGUUUCUUGCCGUAACAGAACGUUUCCCAGGAAUCAGCUCUGGAGGAAAUGACUCUAAAGUUGGUCAGCUGUGAUAUUUAAAUGCAUUUAAUUUGUACUGACUGAAAUAUAAUAUUUAGAUGAGUUGAAACUCAAAGAGUUACAGGAAGGAGCUGCCAAGGCCUGUUAGAGUUCAAUUCAAUUCAAUUUUAUUUAUAAAGCCCAUUAUCACAAAUCACAAUUUGCCUCACAGGGCUUUACGGCAUACAACAUCCCUCUGUCCUUAUGACCCUCACAGCUGAUCAGGAAAAACUCCCCAAAAGAAAACCUUUAACGAGGAAAAAAAAUGGUAGAAAGCUCAGGAAGAGCAACUGAGGAGGGAUCCCUCUUCCAGGACGGACAGACAUGCAAUAGACGUCGUACAGAACAGAUCAGCAUGAUAAAUUAACAGUAAUCUGUAUGACACAAUCACUACGAAAUGACACCAGAGUCCAAAGUCAGGAGCUCAAACUGUUUCCUGUUUCAGCUCUAAACCGCAACAUGGCCGACAGCACAACAUGUAGCACAUGUAAUGACUUUUUUUUUUUUUAAGAGAAGUGACACCUUCAGAGAGUUUAAAAAGCAAACGUUUAAACGACCGAUAAAUGUUUCUGAUAAAUAUUCUACUUCCUGUUUUAUUUAGAAAUAUCCACAAAAUAUAAGUUUAUUUCACCCACGCAUAUUUUAGAGGAAUAGUUCAACAUGUUGGGAAACUUUGGAUCAAACAAACCAGAUAAAUAUGUAAGUGAGAGAGCUUUAAAGGAGCAGGCAGGUUGUUUCCUUUGGACAGAGGCAGGCUAGCUGUUUCCACCUGUUUCCAGUCUUUAUGCUAAGCUAAGCUAACAGGCUGUAGCUUUGUAUUUACUCUUCAGACAUGAGUCAGUGUGAACAUCUGACUCUCAGAGAGGAAGAGAAGAGGAUUCACCUAAAUGUGACAGUGGGCCUCGUGCAGAAACAUUCUCUUACGUUUUCUCUUAUAUUUUCCCUCUCACUCUUAGCGUAGGUCACGUUACCCUAAACACUGUAUAAGGGCAGGUGUUGUGCCGCGUGCAAAGACUUGACACCAGAUGUCCCCAGAAACAGCUGCAAAGUAAAGAUGAUUUGCAGUGUCAGCACUGGUCUUACAGGAACAUUAAAACCCAACAUUCAUGAUGCCAAAUGCUGUGUCAGCAGCAGCGGUGGGGGAAGUAUUCAGAUCCUUUGCUGCAGUUAAAGUACUAAUACACCGCACUGUAAAAAUACCCUGCUCCUAGUGAGAGUACUGCAUCAAAAAUGUUACGGAAGUAAAAGUAUCCAAGGGCACAAUGCAGAAUAUUUUAAAUCAACUUAAUAAAAUCAAAAUUUGGGAUGCACCAUUUUAUCGACCGCACAUCGGUAUCAGCAGAUAUUCUCCUUGUUGACUGCCAUCGAUGUCUCAGCAAGUUAGAUGACAUUCACCAGUCACAGUGGUCGAUGUUUUUCUGUUGUGUUACAUCAGUUUUGUGCAGGUUAUAUCACAGAGCAACCGACAGCGUCCUGUCCCACGAGAUGCCAUCCGAAUGACAGUAUGCAGUAAACUCACUGUCGUCACGUCAGAGGAACAACAAAUCAUUGAUGACAUCAGCAGGAGGAGAGCUGGUUAGUGUUAGUCGUUAGCGGCCGGUGGCCAGAACUAAUCGCUGGUGGAGGUUACACAGAUGCAGUGUUCAAACGGUGUUGUGUUUACCGUGUUCACAGGAAGAGACUAAAUGAACGCGGUAUUUGCGGCUUCGUUAGUGAAAAUCAUCUGAGAGCUCUGAGUUCCCAUGUACCCGAUUCUCCGUGUUGUAAACACGAGCCCACGAGUUCUAUUUGAAGGUAGCGUGACUUACAUUAUGAUGCUCGCUUCGGUAAAAAUGAGGAUUGGGCGAAGGUUAAUUACAACUAGGGAUGUCCCGAUCACAUUUUUUUUGCAUCGGAUCCGAUACCGAGUCCUUUAUUGUGAAACUGAGUCCGAUCCGAUACUUUGCAAAGCAUUAAGAAAGAAAAAAAAAUGCAUCCAAGUUGUCCCAUAAGGUUUGUUUUUUAUUUAAAUAGUAUCCAAAAAGCUUAUCGGUGGAUCAGCAGCACAAAAUGUAAACAAAUUCAAUAUCUUCUUGUCUUCAACAAACAAAAUAGGCCUGUAUCUUUUAUACACUGGAAAGUGGAGGCAACACUGAACAACAUAGAUGAAAAACCUGGCCAUUUUUGUUGUUUUGAUUCCUCCGAUCUUUCAUUACCAAUUCCGAUUUUGUAAAAAUAACGUGAUCAGAGCCGAUACCCGAACCGAUUAGACAUCCCUAAUUACAGCAUUAUCAUGACGUGUUCAGUGUCAUCUUGUAAAAUGUAGUUUUUAGUCAGAAACGUGAAUAAAACAGACAUGUUUUGAUUUUUUUUUUACAGUAAUAUAAAAUAGAUAUAAAAAGGGUUUAUAUGGUAAAAUACUUUUAAAGUAGUUAAUUCAAAAUGUUUUGCAUGUGAAAGAAAGGACUGAAUGACUUUUAAACUGUUGUUUUCUAUAAUAAAGAUUUCUUUAUUUUACUGAUAAAAAGGUGGAAAAAAUAACAACAAAAAUUACAAACAAAAAAAAAAAACAGUUCAGGCUGGGCCGGGCUGUAAUCUCUCAUUAUUGCCCCAAGUUCUCGUGCGUAAAUUACAGGAGUUUUAUUGGACUCAAUCAGGAGGGAAGGACAGAGACAGAGGGGACUGAGACUGAGAGGGAAAGUGGUGGAACAAUGAAGUAAUAUAGUGGAGAACAGGAGGAGAAAGAGCAGGCGAUGGAGGGAUGGAAACGAGAGGAAGAGGGGCUGCAAGGCGACAAAAAUUACAAAAAAAACCCAACAACAGUACUUUUAGUCGGUCAAUUUAAAAAACAAAUAAACAUUGGUAUCGGCGAAAAUUUCGUCGUUGCAUCACCGAAUAAGAUAACUUUUUUUUUUUUUUUUAAAGCAGUAGGAGUUCAUAUUCAAGAGGCUGGAACCAUGAAAUAGUUUUCCAUGAGAAAUGACAAACAGUUAUCAAAGUAUUCACAAUUCUUUUUUAAAUAAUUCAACUAAUCAGCUGCACUUGAAGAAAUUUAUUUGCUUUGUUUGCAAAAAAACUUAAUUGUUAUUGAAAGUAAUUCAAUUCAUCAAGUGAAAUACAAAGUGCAGUGUGUCCCUCUGAAGUGAAGCAGAAGUAUAAAGUGACAUGAGAUCAGAACACUCAAGUAAAGGAAGAGAACCUUAAGUUUGUACUUAAGUACCAUACUUGAGUAAAUGUACUUAGUUACAUUCCAGCACUGGUCAUCAGAGGGACGCACAGUAACAGAAAUUACAGUGAUUGGGAUGAAUGGACCAAGUGUAGCAGCCUUUCUUCAGCCCUCAAAUAAUUUAUUCAUUAUAAACAUAAUCUAAAUUUGAUUAUAUGAUAUUCAUGUGUUCCUUUAUGUUUUUAAGAUUUAAAACUCGUGUUACCUUGAGUUGGACAACAGUUUGCAGACAGUAAAGACGAGACCUUUUUCUCUUAUCUUAUUAAAAGUGCUCGUAAGAUUUUCCAAGAGAAGAGCAAAAAUAAGAAGCAUUGAAUAAGAAAUAAAUGUUUGUUAAAAUAUGGAUAAAUCUUGGAUACAAACAAAAAUAAGAGAAAAUGUGUUGGUGUGGCCGCGUUGUUUCCUGCAUGAGGCCCGGUGUUUCAUGUAAAGCUUAAAAAUCAGACAAAAGUAAUAAUAUUAAUGAGGAAUGUCUGUUUUAUGUAUUUGCUGGACAAUCACAGAUUCGCCUCAAAGAGUUUUACACUCCGUAUGUUUUUAUUACCUCCAAAUCACAGAUAUUGUUUUGGUUUGAGUGAUUAUUUCACUGACGUACUGACAGUCUGUCUAAAGUGACACUAAUUACUUCACUCAAAUAUAUAAAAGAGUUCAUACUGAUUAUUGCUGAAACAAAAACUUUAACUGUGAACUUUUCUUCAUGUUUAUUUUGGCAGCUCUACAUGAUUUAUUACAACUGACUUGAAUUGUGACUUUGACAUUAACAUUUAAAUUGCACUUCAUUAAAGAUAUACGGUAAAUUAGGGGAAAUAAUUUACAUUAUUUUGUAGAAUAAAAAGUGAAAUAUAAAGUGACACAAUCUGAGUGUUUGAAAAGAAAAUUCUUGAGCAAAAAUAUCAAAACAAUCAGUGAACUUAAGUUUAUGUUGUGAUGAAAAUAUUCAGAUAAACUCUCCAAUUAAAACAUUUAUUUAACUUAACAGAAAGAAGAUGUUCUUUUUUUUCCAGAAGUUUAAUUUUUACUGCUCAUUUAUGUUGAAAGUCGAGAACAUCGAUUUCUAAAAUGAAAAUUUAAUUUAGUGUUUGAUUUAAGCUUUGUUUUGGUUUGACGUGUUUUAUUUCUGCCUUACAUAUAUGCUGUGUUUUUGUUAAUUAAUCAUAAAAUGUUGCUGCGUCUGUCCUUCAUUUACUGCAACACAAACAUUUCAGUUUAGAUGUUUUUCUCUUUUUGUUUCUGCAUUUUUCAACCAAUCAUUUUGUUUGCAUGUUAAUAACAAGAUGAAGAUUCAUUUUAUUUAGUUUUUAUCUGACAUCUUUAGACAUCAAGUUGUUGCCUAAAAUAAGCUCAGAGUGCUCCAACUGACCAAAGAGUCAUUUAAGACUUCAGAUGAAAAUUUACUGGUCAAACUGAACUGACAUUUCAGAAUAAAAGCACUGCAAUUAUUUGACUCAAAUACGAUGUGAAAAUGUCGGACGGACGAUGCAAAUGAAAUGUUUUCCUGUUAGAACAUUCUGACUGUAAUUUAAAUGUUUGUGUUUACACUGAGACUCUUUCACUGUUUUCUACCUUUAAAAAAAAUCAAUAAAUCUCUGCUGUUGACGUCA
Epinephelus moara (kelp grouper) is the source of this 12457-nucleotide messenger RNA. It is a transcript of the gene pgap4, whose product is annotated as post-GPI attachment to proteins GalNAc transferase 4. Gene Ontology annotation, cellular component: Golgi membrane. Gene Ontology annotation, biological process: GPI anchor biosynthetic process. The transcript has 2 exons. Lineage: Eukaryota; Metazoa; Chordata; Actinopteri; Perciformes; Serranidae. Bases 652 to 1848 code for a protein of 398 amino acids. The record is from RefSeq and is a predicted model, not a curated record. Gene Ontology annotation, molecular function: glycosyltransferase activity.